This is a messenger RNA of Aspergillus puulaauensis, 399 nucleotides long. RefSeq lists its product as uncharacterized. NCBI's taxonomy places the organism in Eukaryota, Fungi, Ascomycota, Eurotiomycetes, Eurotiales, Aspergillaceae. The transcript has 3 exons. Bases 1 to 399 code for a protein of 132 amino acids. The record is from RefSeq and is a predicted model, not a curated record.
AUGUCACGGACACAGUGGCACGUUCUUGCGGCUUCCGCGGCCAUAAACUGGAGCACUUACUUCAUCCAUGACGUCCCCGCCUCCCUGUCAACCCCUCUAUCAGAGCACCUCUCUCUCCCAGACCAGCAAUAUGCCUACCUAGUCUCCCUCCUCUACGCCGUCUAUGCAGUCCCCAACACGGUCCUCCCGUUCUUCGCGGGCCCCGCCGUCCAGCGCUUCGGCGAGAGAGCCGUCCUCCUCGGUACCAUAUCAAGCAUAGUAACAGGACAGCUACUCUUCGCGCUCUCCGUCGCAACCAAAUUCCAGCUCGAGGCAAAAGAUUCACCCUCGCGCUUGCGAUCAACCUCUGCGCCGGUAGACUGGGCAGCGUCGCGAACACGAUCGUUAUCCCGCGCUUGA